Phytomonas sp. Hart1 is the source of this 1134-nucleotide messenger RNA. NCBI's taxonomy places the organism in Eukaryota, Euglenozoa, Kinetoplastea, Trypanosomatida, Trypanosomatidae. The record is from the annotation of a GenBank genome assembly.
AUGGCGAAGCCGCACGAGGGUCCCCAACCCCGUGUCCGACAUGUCCUAGGUGAGCCCACUCUGGAGGGGCUGGCCAAUUAUAUCCAACGGCACGAUAUUCGCAAGAUCCUGUGUCUGGUGGGCGCGGGCGCGAGCGUGCAGGCGGGGAUCCCGGACUUCCGCUCCCCCAAAACCGGGAUCUACGCCAAGCUGGGAAAGUACCGUCUCAAUGACCCCACGGAGGCCUUUUCCCUCGCCCUGCUGCGCGAAGACCCCUCCAUCUUCUUCUCCAUUGUAACAGAAAUGGACCUCUGGCCCGGGUCCCACCGGCCCACCGCCGUCCACCACUUCUUGCGCCUGCUCGCGGACGAGGGCCGACUGCUGCGCUGUUGUACGCAGAACAUCGACGGCCUGGAGGGGGCCGCGGGGCUGGCGGAGGGGCUGCUGGUCGAGGCCCACGGCACUUUCCACACAGCCACCUGCAUCGACUGCCGACAGGAAUACGACACUGCGCAGCUCCGCUGCGCGAACGCGGGCGUCCUCAUCUGGCGGUGUACGGCCUGCGGAAGCAUCGUCAAGCCCGAUGUGGUCUUCUUCGGCGAGUCACUCCCCGAGCGCUUCUUUGACGUCUUCUCGAGCGACACCAAGGAAGCGGAUCUCGUCAUUAUCAUCGGCACCUCCCUGCAGGUACGGCCCUUUGCCCUGCUUCCGAUGGGCGUGCGGAGUUCGGUCCCGCGUGUGAUAUUUAACCUUGAGCGGGUCGGGGGGCGGAUGUUUUAUCUCCCCGAGGACGUCAUGGACGAGAAGAAGGCAUCGGGUCGGGAGGACAGCUCGUCGGCUUCGUCAGCCGCAGCGACGCAUGCUGAAGACGAUGGGAUUGCGAUGAAUGGAAACGCUGCGGCGACUCUUCACGGAAAUUGCGAUUUUGACCGCAACGCAUUAGAGGAGCCUUUACUUGGUGAGGUUGCCUCGGAUUCUAGCUCUAGCAGUAGUGAGGGGUUUAUUACUGAACACGAGGAGGCACUCCUUCGACCAGCGGUCUGUCGUGACUUGCUCAUCAGGGGGGAUUGCCAAGAGUCGAUCAUGCGUUUUGCGGAGUGUUUGGGGCUUGGGGAGCGUCUUCGCGAUGCGCUUCUCGAGCACGACGCGAGAUAA